Cydia pomonella (codling moth) is the source of this 4477-nucleotide messenger RNA. Its product is annotated as neuronal acetylcholine receptor subunit alpha-4-like. The transcript is spliced from 6 exons. Gene Ontology annotation, cellular component: membrane. The record is from RefSeq and is a predicted model, not a curated record. Gene Ontology annotation, biological process: monoatomic ion transport. Gene Ontology annotation, molecular function: extracellular ligand-gated monoatomic ion channel activity. The coding region runs from base 3031 to 3864 and encodes 277 amino acids. Lineage: Eukaryota; Metazoa; Arthropoda; Insecta; Lepidoptera; Tortricidae.
CGAUCGACAUCAAAAUCAAAGUGAUUUGAUAAGAUUUAAUUAGAGGAAAACGAUAUUUCCCGAAAUGGGAUUUCAUAGAAAAAUACCGUUAUUUCGUUAUAUUUGAAAAGCUAUUCUUCCCACUUAAUUAUGCGAGGGUAUUUAUAUGACCAGCGACAGCAUCGCUACUGUACCGAUACUGUAUCACGGUUGUAUCGCUACUGAAUGAUACAUUAAAAAUAAUGUUAAUUAUUAAAAAUAGGAGUUUUAGUAAAAAUACUGAAGGGUCUGAUAGGAGCCGCGCCCGCCGUCCGCGGCCUUGCCGCUCCGGGCGGAAGCUGGGCGAUAGCGCCCACGCGACUGUGCGGGCGCACGUCGACAACAUUUUAUAAAAUAAUGUGCCUUCUUUGCUCCUAAAUUCGAACAUUAAUUAAAGAUUCAAAAUUCAUUAUAAGUAUUGUGGUAGCUAUGUUAUUGAUAUAUAUAUAUAUAUAAGUAUGUCAAUUUAAAGUAGACCAUGUCAUCACUAAUAUGAUGUUGUAAAACUUAAAUGAGGUGUUAUAGUUUUCGCUAGCAAACCGCCCCGGUUUCGCACGCCAUAAUCACUUUAUUGAUAGGUGAAAAACGCAUGAAAAUCCGUUCAGUAGUUUUUGAUUUUAUGGCAAAUAUACAUACAUACAGACAGCCAAACAGACGCGGCGGGGAACGUUGUUUUAUAAGCCUAUAAGGUAUAGUGAUAGUGAUAAUUAUAUGAAAACUGAGGGAGCACAAUUACCCAGUGGGGAGCAAAGUAGGCACAUUCUACGGUACUAUACAUAACAGCUAAAUGAAGGAAAAUAAAGGAAUGAAGGCAACCGAGUUCAACUUCCGACCCUGGUUCAGCUUACAAAAGAAAUCAUAAAUCACCAAGUGAAUACUUAGAAAAUGUCAUCAGAUAAACAAAAGUAAAUAGUAUAGUAUAGUAACUCGGUGUUGUUGCGGUUUGUCGCUGCAGACUAUCCCGUUUUUGGAGUCAGUUGAAAGACAAAUAACUUUAACGAGAAGAAAUUUAAAAAAUAGCUAACUAAUCACAGAAUAAAGUAUUUAAAGUAAUUAACUUCUGUAAUAUGAAUCCUGACUAAACAGCGAUUGUUGCAGUCAUGUCACAGAAGGAGUCAAGGAACUGGAUAGGAUCAAAUCAAAACAUGUACCUGCAUUCUUCAUCCGCUACGCCACAUUAGCAAUAAAUACGUGAUGACUUGAUGAAGGUUUUAAUUUUAAACAAAUUGCAAAAGGUUGUCGACGCCUGCGUGCGGUCGCAAGCUGGCACGGCCCGCAGUGCACAGUGCGGCUGGUUACAAGAUGGUGUCGCGGCUCCUAGUGCUGCUGGCUACCGUGCACGUGAGCAGAGCGGCUGCAGCGUGCAACAAUGUGUCGGCUGUGAGCGCCGCCUUAGACACACUGUUUGCCGAAUAUGCGCAGUACAUGGCGCCUGUGACGCCUGUAGUCGUUCGGGCGGCGUUGGACGUCCGCCACGCCUCCGUGGACGAAGGGGCGGCUGUAGUGCGCCUGCUGGCAGACCUACGACUAGUAAGUACAACGUGUGUUACUGGACAAGCUGCUAGCAUGCGCGGCAUAUUGAGCCUGCGAAGUCUGUGGCCGUCCGGGCGGCGUUGGACGUCCACCACGCCUCCGUGGACGAAGGGGCGGCUGUAGUGCGCCUGCUGGCAGACCUACGACUAGUAAGUACAACGUGUGUUACUGGACAAGGUGCUAGCAUGCGCAGCAUAUUGAGCCUGCGAAGUCUGUGGCUGCUCGGGCGGUGCUGGACGUCCACCACGCCUCCGUGGACGAAGGGGCGGCUGUAGUGCGCCUGCUGGCAGACCUACGACUAGUAAGUACAACGUGUGUUACUGGACAAGCUGCUAGCAUGCGCAGCAUAUUGAGCCUGCGAAGUCUGUGGCCGCCCGGGCGGCGUUGGACGUCCACCACGCCUCCGUGGACGAAGGGGCGGCUGUAGUGCGCCUGCUGGCAGACUUACGACUGGUUAAAACAAAGAGUCUAACUGGACAAGCUGUUAGUAAUGCGCAGUAGAUGGGACUUGCUGAGCCUGCGACACCUGUGGCCGUCCAAGCAGAGCUGGGCGUCCAACAUAACUUCGCAGAUGCAGAGAAAUUGUACCCUUAGGUAUGUUGAUUGAAAACUAAGCCAUUUGUACGAAAUACUACACAUCAAAUUAAGCUUAGCUGAGUCGACUCAUUCAGAGCAGACCCUUAGCAGAUCCAUUAACAACAGAAUAAUAUUAUAUUGACUAUCUGCUGAAAUUGAGUCCAUCGAAGAACACGACGUAUUUAGUAUUUAUUUAUUUAUUGAGGAGAUAACACAGAAAACAUACAUGGCAUGAACAAACACUUAUAUAGCAUAAAUGUCCUUAAAUACAGAUGCUUCCAUAUAUGUAUCUCACGAAGAACAUAUACCUAAUACCACUUAAUACUUAACACUAACAUGCGGUUUACAACAUUAUAAGUGUUUAGAGAGACUUAGUGUAUAUACGUAUGUACUUAAACUUAGUAUAUAUGUAACUAAAUAGAAAGGAAAAAGUUACCUAUGUAUUUAUAAUUUUAUUUCUAUAUAAAUUUGUGACUGCUGUCUUGAACUGGGCGCGGGAUUGUGAGAAAAUAUCGAUCUCGAGAAGAGACUUAUUGUAGUGGUCGCACAUUCUGUAUACAGGUGCACGUUAUCCGGCGUUAGUCUUUGUUUUCGGUAGACUGACGAGGUGUGUAGACCGCGUUAGUUUGAGAGGAGCUCGAAAGUAUAUUUUGGAUAGGAGACUUGGACAGUCUAAGUCGCCUGCACAUACGUCACGUAGCAUGACUGCGUGGGCGACGCAACGGCGGUCCCGCAAUCUUAGUAUAAGAAUUAAAGCGUAGUUAGGUUACCUACAAAUGUGUAUGUUACGUAGCAUAAUUAUUCAACAUUCCAGAGAUUUCAGAUAUAAAUAUAAAAAGCACACUUUAUCAAAUUUUAUUACAGAGCUGGCAAGAUCCGCGCCUAGCAUGGAGCGAUACCGAGAUGGAGUGCAAGUCCGUCUUGGUGCCGGCCGAGCGUCUAUGGCGUCCAGACGUGGAACUGCUUAAUGGAGCGGCGGGCGGAGGCGCUGACGGCUCGGUGCGCGCACGGCUGACUUCAGACUCUAAGGUGCUAUGGAUUCAGCGUCUCAAUGUGGCUGUGCCACUAGCAAUUGAUUUGUCAGAUUGGCCGAGCGAUCAACAAUCCGCUGUCUUCACUUUCGGCUCAAGGGAACAUACGGCGGAAGAAAUUGCUUUAGGCAUCGAUGAUUUUAAGUACGCAACAGUAUGGGAGUCUGGUACCUGGAUGAUCGAAUCCGUGGUCGGCGAAAAGGGCACCCUGGGCUCGAAGCCCGUAACCUCCUGGAGCGUCAUUCUACGGAGGCGCGCGGCAGCCCACAUACUGGCCAGUGGCGCCGUGCUGAUGGCGGCUGCUCUGGUGCUGCUUACGGCCGUGGUUCUGCCGCCGCAGCAGAGACAUUCGCUGUGUGCCUGCGCUGCUUUUACUGCUGCGCUUUGGUUGACCUCAGCGUUGCUACGACUUCCAGGCUCGGCCACAUGUCCGCGCACACUGUCGUGCAUGGCGGGCGUGCUGGGCGCAGCUGGUGCGUGCUGUGCUGUCGCCGCAAUGCUGGCGCGCCUGGCGCGGGUGCAGCGCCCGCCGCCACCGCAGCUGCGCGCGCUGCUCAGCAAAGCGCCCGCGUGGGCCGUCGCCACUUCACCGCAAGACGGCGACAGCUCUUCCGCGUCCUGGGCGGCAGCAGCGCAGCUCCUGGACAACGUGCUGCGUGCAGCGCUCGCGCUGACGUUACUCGUUCUUGUUUGCGUUGCGCUAUAGCAGAACCACCACUACACUCCUCGUGUCUAUAGCACCACUAGACUCUCCUAUCUUCCGCGUCCUGGACGGCAGCAGCGCAGCUCCUGAACAACGUGCUGCGCGCAGCGCUCGCGCUAACGUUACUCGUUCUUGUUUGCAUUUCUCUAUACCAGAAUCACCACUACACCCCUCGUAUCUAUAGCACCACUAGACUCUCCUAUCUUCCGCGUCCUGGGCGGCAGCAGCGCAGCUCCUGGUCAACGUGCUGCGCGCAGCGCUCGCGGACGUUACUCGUUCUUGUUUACAUUGCGUUAUACCACAACGACCAUGUCAAUUGACGACGCGGUGUCGUCGACACCCCUCCUAUUUUGUAAAGCCGUCUCCACACGUCACCGAUAAUCGCAUGCGAUUUGCGAUACAUUCGGUCAUAAUCGCAUGUCAUUUGUUGCAAGGUGUGUAGACUAGGGCUUGCAAACCGAGAUUCCGGAAUUUCGAAAUUCCGGAAUCUCCGUCAAUUUUCCGAUAUUACAAUUCCGGAAUUGAGACCACUGAAUAUCGAAAAUUCCGGAAUUUGAUUUAUGUACUUUAAUUAGAUUUGAUUACGUUUAAUACUGAAAAUCGUUAAGAAACUACA